GUCACCUUCUCGAAGAUAGCAGCUAGAUAACACAAAUUUUCCGCGUGCUUUAAUACUUGAGUAGAGCGUGUUUUUCCGUUAGACACCUUACGCCUGUCGAGACUUCUGCGGUAACGUCAAGAUUAAUAAUUCUACACCAAAUUGCAACGUAUUUCAAAACUACUUUUUACCGAAAGUAAAACAAACUAUUGCACGUCUGAAAAUUCAUUGUGAGUACUCCUCAGAGGAUUUGUAGCAUGCGGAGACUGUGUUAACAGAGAAAGAAGUGAAGCACUACUGAAGGAAAUAUGAUAGAAAUACUGCUUUUGUACCUUUAUGUGGUUUUACACACUUUCACCUAUGCCACUGGAUCAAACAUAACAGCAGCAAGGUCAUCAAGUUCUGCCAUUGAGGAUAGUUCUUUAUAUUUUCCCAAGAAAGGAGUUGAUGAUUUUAUCAGCGUAUCGGGAAUGCCUCGGUUGACAAACUUCACUGUGUGUUUUUGGAUGAUGUCGAGCGAUCCAACAGGAACUCCUCUCAGCUAUGCUGUGUCACAACAGCCCAAUGAACUGGUCAUUGACUACGAGAAAGAUGGCUUCCUGUUCACACUUGGAAAAUUUUCAAGGUGUGCAUUUCCGCAAACUAAUCGAAAGAAAGGAAGUGUCGAAUUAGUAAAUAGUUGAAAUCAUAUGUGGUUGGCUCAGCACAGCAUCCUGCCUGCGUUAAAUUAUAACACCAUGUGGAUCCCCAUUAUUGGAUCCCUUGGUUUAUUCCUUUGUGUCUUCUUCUGUCUUACGAUGGAUCAAGUCAUAAUACAAAAUUGCAGUUUGUUUAAUUCGUUUAUUGCACAAUGGCGUAGCAUAGAAGGUUUAUAAGCAAUUGUAUCUAAACAUCAUAACUGCGAUGAAAUAGGUCUGAAAAUAGGUGCAGCUUACAAAAACGUUCCUUUAUCACU
Stylophora pistillata is the source of this 934-nucleotide messenger RNA. RefSeq lists its product as uncharacterized. Lineage: Eukaryota; Metazoa; Cnidaria; Anthozoa; Scleractinia; Pocilloporidae. Gene Ontology annotation, molecular function: protein binding. The record is from RefSeq and is a predicted model, not a curated record.